ACAGCGGCAGGAGACGCGUCUGGCUCUGCUGUCUGUGCCCACUGCUGGCGAUCGGAGUCACCCCACCUUGUUCUAGGGCUGGGGACCAGCUCCUGUCGCUGUCUAUCGCAGAGAGAUCCCAAAUUCAAACCCAGAUUCUUCUGCGAGACAGAAGCACGAGUUCAAACAUGGAUUCUACCAGAAAAGGAAAGGCCACAGAAGGAAAAGCUCGGACUGGCUAUCCUCUUGCCAAGAGGUUUCCCAUGGCAAAUCCCUCUAUGCUCCUUCCCUCCAAGCCCUUGCCUCCCAUUCAGAAGAGCUCUCCUGCUAGCAAGCCAAACAAGAUCUGCAGCGGAGAGCAGGAGAAUGGGAAAAAGGGCACUGGCUGUGAUGACAACCUCAGAAAUAACAAGGAGCUUCAUUCAGAGGGAACAGGACAUAAGGCAUCCUUGCUGUAUUCCCGUGGUGGGGAUGUGAAGAAGGGGUCAUUGGGACUGCCUGUGAUCCCCCCUAUCCACAAGGCAGUCCGUCCCUGUGUUGGCAGUGCUGCAGGCUCUCUGCACAGCCCUCUGCAGCUGGAUGUCCAAGAGUCCCAGGAGAUGAGGCCAAGAUCCAGCAGCAGAAGCAGAGAGAGCUCUGAACAUGCAGGCCUGUCUCCCAACGGUACUGCCAAGAAUCUUUCCAGGUCUCCUCCCUCUAUGCUCCUUCCCUCCAAGCCAUUGCCUCCCAUCCGGAAGAGCUCUCCUUCCAGGCUGCCAAGCCCAGUGUGCAGUGGAGAGGAAGAGAGAGGGGGAAAUGGCAUUGGCUACAAAGAUAGCAGUAGAAACAACCAGGAGCAGAGUUCUGAGGGAAAAGGACGUGAGGCAUCCUUGCUGUAUUCCCGUGGUGGGGAUGUGAAGAAGGGGUCAUUGGGACUGCCUGUGAUCCCCCCUAUCCACAAGGCAGUCCAUCCCCGUGUUGGCAGUGCUGCAGGCUCUCUGCACAGCCCUCUGCAGCUGGAUGUCCAAGAGUCCCAGGAGAUGAGGCCAAGAUCCAGCAGCAGAAGCAGAGAGAGCUCUGAACAUGCAGCACAAAGCCAGAGGACGAAGGGAAAGAGCCCCUGGUGUGUGAUAGGACCUGGGAUGCCUCUGUUCCCACGGAAACUGGCUGAAUUGUUCAGCAUGGAGACCUAUGUGCGGAACCCCGGCGCUGGGAAUGGAGGUCUGGGCUCCCGGCCGGCUCAGGGGGCCUCGGCCCAGGAGCCCCGGCAGGGGCAGCUGAGCAGCGCUGCCCCCAGGGUCACUGCCAGGGAGGAGGACAAGGGGAAGGGCCAGCAGGGCUCAGCCUCACUCAGAGUACCAGGCCUCCCACUGAGCCAGGCCCAGGAGACGGAUGGUCCCAGCAGUCCUGGUCUUAGGAGUGACAAAGACCUGAGGGACGGCUUUGGAAAGAUCCGUGCUGCAUUGUGCAAGUUGGCAUGAAAAGAACUUAGAGCCAGAGGAUGUGGAGAUUUUUGAGAAGGAAAUG
Molecule: messenger RNA, 1485 nt
Organism: Oenanthe melanoleuca
Lineage: Eukaryota; Metazoa; Chordata; Aves; Passeriformes; Muscicapidae
Exons: 10
Coding region: 168-1439 (423 amino acids)
Source: RefSeq, a predicted model, not a curated record